AUGUACAACAGCAGCUACAAAAAGCCCAAGUUUACGCUGGAGGCGAAGAACAUUCAAAAGUCUAAAGGGAAAAGUUGUGGCUAUUACCUGCGGAUCAUCUUUUUCUUCUCUUCGCUGAUACAGACUCUGAUCAUAGUAAGCCUGGUAUUGUUUUUGGUGUAUGGACAGCCUGAAAAGACAGCAGAGGAGAAGAGGGUGGAGGAGCUGGAGCAGGGUUUUAACAAGCUCUCCGGAGACAACGCCAAGCUUAGGAAGGAGAAAGCCGACCUCACCAUCUCACACAAGGCUAUGACAGCGUUGAAGGAUGCUUGUGAAAAAAAAGUGACCAAACUCAGCACGGAGCUGAACACCACUAAAGAUAAUAACACGAAAACUGUGCAUGCACUAGCUCUUUGUAAUGCAAGUAAGCCACCAAUAGUUCGCAAUGUCAUUCCUUCAAAUCCCUGCCCUGCAGUCAGCACUUCAAAUACACAAUUAAAGACCCUACAAACUCUUUUGGACCAGCAACGAUCCCUGUGCAACAUUUUACAGACCAAUUUCAGCCUUACAGUCCAGAGCCUCAAGCUUGACUUGGACAAUGCCAUAAAAGACAAAAACACACAAGAGAUGGCACUAAUUAAACUAAAUCAAGAGAAGGAAGACCUGACCGCCGAGCUCCAACUCUACACCAAGAAGUGCAAGGAAGAAUUUGUGACGUCUCUGCAAGGCAUCCAGGAGGUCACAACUGCCUUCCUGAACAGAAUCGACAACCUCUUCUCUGACACCUUCAUCUUCCACCUGACCUGUUCCAAGCAGCAAGAGCAGAUGCAGAAGGUCCACGCAAACUGCACAAACCUUUCCCAGCAAGUGGAAAACAAGUUCCAGCAUUACCUGAACUCGGUCGGGGACAGAGUCUCGACGCUGCAGGCCCGGAGCAGCAGGCUGGAAAUCCAGAACAGACGUCAGACCUCUGAAAUGCAGAAGUGCACUCAGGGUCGCACUGAAGAAGUCGAGCAGUGCACGAAGUUGCUCAAAGAGGCCCAGCAGGUGCAGGACAGGCUAGUGGAGCCACUGCUGAAGACCCAGAAGCAACUAAUGCAGGAUAAGCAAAUGCUACAAGCUACGUGUAUACAAAGGCCCCCAGUGCCCAAACCAUCUGGACCUGUAAUGUAUGGACAACAGAGCAGGCCAGGCAUGAGUCAACCAGGAGCACACACUGCUCUACAAAACACACUGGGCAACAAUCAGUCACCAAAGUCCCCAGUGCCCAAACCAUCCGGACUGGACAUUCCUGUACUAUACGGACAGCAGAGCAGGCCGGGCAUGAGUCCACCUGGAGCACACACUCCUGUACAAAACACGCCAGGCAGCAAUCAGUCACCAAAGUCCCCAGUGUCCAAACCAUCCGGACUGGACAUUCCUGUAAUGUACGGACAGCAGAGCAAGCCAGGCAUGAGUCCACCAGGAGCACACACUGCUGUACAAAACACGUCAGGCAGCAAUCAGUCACCAAAGGUGAGGUGAGGAGUGAACCAAAUCUGGAACAAUAUUCUCUCUAUGUCAGUCUCAGAAAGGCUCAACAUUUGUGAUUUUUAGGUUCCUGACUUUCAGGUGAACUAAACUGAAAUUAAUUUAAAUUGUACCUGAGUUUAAGCAGGUGACCAGGCAUUAAUAAGACUGUGACAGUAUUAAUCACUUGUACAUAUGCUUGAACAUACUUAGAUCUUAUCACAUUGUGUAACAGUAUGUACUAACAAAAAUAAAGUUCUAAACUGUAAUAACGUUAAAAUCUUACUGUGAAUGUUGUAAAAGAAUGUUAAAAUGAUUUUGUCUGUCUAUGUUACACUGUAACAGUUUUUACCAAUGUAAGAUUUCCAAAGCGACUUUCAGAUUUGGCUUACAUUGAGUUUAAAAAAUAUUCCAUGUGGCCGCUUAGGUGGUGCAGCGGUAAAACACACGCUAGCACACCAGAGGUCUGCCAUCUGAUUGGGCUGAGCGGCCACAUGAACCACGAUUGCCCUGUUGUUCAUAUAAGGGUGGGGUAGUAGUAAGCUGGAUAGGGUCUCCUCAUAACUGAUGCAACUACGACCUAUGGCUGAUUGAUGGCGCCUGCACAGGGGCGGGGAAGGAGUGCAUUGAUCAGGGUGUGUUUCUCCGUACACAGGGCUGAUCCGCAUUAGCACUCACCUAGUGCAGGCGAAAGAAUGCAUAGGUGUCGGAGGGGGUGUGGGUUUGCGUCGUUCUCCUCAAAUUAGUGGAGAGGAAGCGAGAUGUAAUCAGGCAAUUGUACGUGCUAAAGGUCGGGAGAAAAAGGGGAGAAAAUGCACAAACAAAAUACAAAAAAAAAAUACAGAUUCUAUGUUAUACUGUACAUAUUUUCUUGAUAUUUAAAUAUUUAAUUGUGCCUUUACAUUAAUGUUGUCAUUAUAUACAUUAAUAUGUAGAAUAUUUGGUUUUUUUUGUUAAAUACAAAGCAAACAAAAAAUUAUUUAAUUGUAAUUACAGUUUUGAUUUCAGCUCUGACUUCAGAUCAAUAAAGUAUUAUUACUGUAAAGUAA
Molecule: messenger RNA, 2537 nt
Organism: Trichomycterus rosablanca
Lineage: Eukaryota; Metazoa; Chordata; Actinopteri; Siluriformes; Trichomycteridae
Gene: plvapb
Product: plasmalemma vesicle associated protein b
Exons: 7
Coding region: 1-1503 (500 amino acids)
Biological process (GO): positive regulation of cellular extravasation; regulation of vascular permeability
Source: RefSeq, a predicted model, not a curated record